Camelina sativa (false flax) is the source of this 2896-nucleotide messenger RNA. Its product is annotated as G-type lectin S-receptor-like serine/threonine-protein kinase B120. Lineage: Eukaryota; Viridiplantae; Streptophyta; Magnoliopsida; Brassicales; Brassicaceae. Gene Ontology annotation, biological process: protein phosphorylation; recognition of pollen. The record is from RefSeq and is a predicted model, not a curated record. Gene Ontology annotation, cellular component: plasma membrane. Gene Ontology annotation, molecular function: protein serine/threonine kinase activity; ATP binding.
GUCACAAAACACACAGCAACCUUUUAACUUUUUGUAUCCCUUCUCCUUUGGCACCUCGUCUCUAAUUUAAUCAAUACGGAAGCUUCCACCAUUGUUACACUUCCUCUGUUUCUAUCCUCAAAACCAAUCCUUUAUUACCAAUACUCUCACUUGGGUCUUACUUCUCAAACAGCAAAAACUCAGAAGAUGAGAAACUUUCACAAAACCUUCUUUUUCUUCUUCUUCUUCUUCUUCCUCUACGAAUUUUCCAUGGCUGCAGAAACACUCAGAAGGGGAGAAUCUUUAAAAGACGGUGUCCAUCACAAACCAUUAGUCUCUCCACAAAAGACAUUCGAACUCGGUUUCUUCAGUCCAGGAGCUUCCACAUCUCGUUAUCUAGGGAUCUGGUAUGGAAACAUCGAGGACAAAGCUGUGGUAUGGGUAGCAAACAGAGAAACUCCGAUUUUAGACCAGUCUGGAGUUCUUACGAUAAGCAACGACGGAAAUCUUGUGUUACUCGACGGUAAAAACAUCACUGUCUGGUCUACAAACAUCAAAUCAAGCAGUAACAACAACAACAACAACAGAAUCGUUUCCAUACACGAUACAGGAAACUUUGUAUUGUCUGAAACCGACACAGAUACAGCUAUUUGGGAGAGUUUCGAUCACCCAACUGAUACGUUUUUACCUCAGAUGAAGGUUCGUGUGAAUCCACAAACCGGAGAUAACCACGUUUUCGUCUCUUGGAGAUCUGAGACCGAUCCUUCUCCUGGUAAUUACUCAUUAGGGGUUGAUCCUUCAGGAGCACCAGAGAUUGUUCUUUGGGAAGGGAACAACACAAGAAAAUGGCGAAGCGGGCAAUGGAACUCCGCGGUUUUUACGGGGAUUCCGAUCAUGUCUCUGUUGACGAACUAUCUUUACGGGUUUAAGCUUUCGUCUCCACCAGAUGAAACAGGUAGCGUGUACUUCACGUAUGUUCCUUCAGAUCCAUCUAUGUUGCUUAGGUUCAAGGUUCUUUAUAAUGGUACUGAAGAGGAGUUGAGAUGGAACGAGACUUUGAAGAAGUGGACUAAGUUUCAGUCUGAGCCAGAUACUGAGUGUGAUCAGUAUAAUCGUUGUGGGAAGUUUGGUAUUUGUGAUAUGAAGGGCACUAAUGGGAUAUGUAGCUGUGUUCAUGGCUAUGAGCCAGUCUCUGUAGGGAAUUGGAGUAGAGGUUGUAGAAGAAGAACACCUUUGAAGUGUGAGAGGAACGUUAGUGUUGGAGAGCAUGAGUUCUUGACUCUUAAAUCGGUGAAGUUGCCUGAUUUCGAGAUCCCUGAACAUGAUCUUGUUGAUCCUUCAGAUUGCAAAGAGAGAUGUCUGAAGAAUUGUUCUUGCAAUGCUUAUACUGUUAUUGGUGGUAUUGGAUGCAUGAUCUGGAAUCAAGAUUUAGUAGAUUUACAGCAGUUUGAAGCUGGUGGUUCCUCGCUUCAUAUCCGUGUUGCUGAUUCCGAAAUAGGGGAGAAAAAGAAAUCAAAGAAAAUGGUGAUCAUUGUCGCGGUCCUUGUUGGUGUGGUUUUGUUAGGUGUCUUUGCUCUGCUUCUAUGGAGAUUCAAGAGAAAGAAAGAUGUUUCAGGAGCAUAUUGUGGUAAGAGUACAGAUACAUCCGUUGUUGUUGCUGUUACGACCAAGAGUAAAGAAACCACUUCAGCGUUUUCAGGAUCUGUUGACAUAAUGAUUGAAGGAAAAGCAGUUAACACAUCAGAGUUACCUGUGUUUUCUCUGAAUGCUAUAGCCGUAGCUACUAAUGACUUCUGCAAAGAGAAUGAGCUUGGAAGAGGCGGAUUCGGACCAGUCUACAAGGGUGUUCUUGAAGAUGGGCGUGAGAUAGCUGUGAAGAGAUUGUCUGGUAAAUCUGGACAAGGAGUUGAUGAAUUCAAGAAUGAGAUUAUUCUCAUAGCAAAGCUUCAACAUCGUAAUCUUGUGAGGUUACUUGGAUGUUGCUUCGAGGGCGAAGAGAAAAUGCUUGUUUAUGAGUAUAUGCCUAACAAAAGCUUAGACUUCUUCCUCUUCGAUGAAACGAAACAAGAGUUGAUAGACUGGAAUUUGCGGUUUUCUAUAAUUGAAGGGAUUGCUAGAGGGUUGCUUUAUCUUCAUAGAGACUCAAGAUUGAGAAUCAUUCAUAGAGAUUUGAAGGUUAGCAAUGUGUUGUUAGAUGGAGAGAUGAAUCCAAAGAUAUCAGAUUUUGGUAUGGCAAGGAUCUUUGGUGGUAACCAAAAUGAAGCUAACACGGUUCGAGUCGUUGGAACUUACGGAUACAUGUCACCAGAAUACGCAAUGGAAGGACUUUUCUCGGUGAAAUCCGAUGUUUACAGCUUCGGUGUCUUGUUGCUUGAGAUAGUAAGUGGGAAGAGGAACACAAGUCUUCGAUCUUCUGAGCAUGGAAGCCUCAUUGGUUAUGCUUGGUAUUUGUAUACUCAUGGGAGAUCAGAGGAGUUUGUGGAUCCAAAGAUCAGGGUCACAUGCAAUAAGCGUGAGGCCUUGAGGUGCAUACAUGUGGCGAUGUUGUGUGUUCAAGAUUCGGCUGCGGAUAGACCGAACAUGGCUGCGGUUUUGUUGAUGUUAGAGAGUGACACAGCGACGCUUGCUGUGCCAAGACAGCCAACGUUUACUUCCACGAGAAGAAACUCUAUUGAUGUCAACUUUGCUCUUGAUUCGAGUCAACAGUACAUAGUUUCUUCUAAUGAGAUCACUUCUACGGUUGUCCUUGGGCGAUAAGAUUCUUUUCUUCUUUUUUUGUUGUUGUUGUAAGUUUCCUAUUAUUAUUGUGACAACGUAUGAUUUUUUUUAGUUAAUUAGGGUAAUGGAAUAUUGGUUGUUAAAAUUGUGUUGGUAAAGUGAAAUGUAUGAAUGGACUUUCAUUUUGAUGUUGAAAUUA